This is a messenger RNA of Magnolia sinica, 2309 nucleotides long. RefSeq names its product cationic amino acid transporter 9, chloroplastic. The record is from RefSeq and is a predicted model, not a curated record. The transcript is spliced from 9 exons. Gene Ontology annotation, molecular function: amino acid transmembrane transporter activity. Bases 283 to 1992 code for a protein of 569 amino acids. Lineage: Eukaryota; Viridiplantae; Streptophyta; Magnoliopsida; Magnoliales; Magnoliaceae. Gene Ontology annotation, cellular component: membrane. Gene Ontology annotation, biological process: amino acid transport; transmembrane transport.
AUUCUGUCCAUGACAUGGUGACAAAGGCUUCCACCUGAUUAACGGUCCGGAUCUUCUACAACCAGGCCUGGCUUACGCAUCUGCCGCGAAUUGUCCCCCAUCAAUAUCUCCCCGAUCCUCAGGCCAGUUGAUUAUUCGGAGAAAAAGAAUAAAAUAAAAUAAAAUCAGGGAAUCCGUAGGCUUGUUUGCCUGUUUGAAGCAGAAGGAGAAAACCUGUUUGAAGUAGGAGAAAACCACAGGAGAGAGAGAGAGAGAGAGAGAGAGAGAGAGAGAGAGAGAGAGAUGGGAGGAGGGGAGAAGAGCAUAGACUCCUCUUCUUCUUCGUCUUGGUUCUCCAGAUUCUUAUCGUCUGCUCUCAGGUCCAAAACCCUAACCGGUCCUUCCGAUUCCCAAACCCGGUCCGCUCCCGGAGAAGGCCUCGUCCGCCGGCUUGGCCAAUUCGAUCUCAUUCUCCUCGGAAUCGGCGCUUCCAUCGGUGCCGGGAUCUUCGUCGUCACCGGAACAGUCGCCCGCGACGCCGGACCUGGUGUAACAAUUAGUUUUAUUCUUGCCGGAGCUGCAUGUGUUCUCAAUGGCUUGUGCUAUGCCGAGCUUUCGUCACGUUUUCCUGCUGUUGUUGGUGGAGCAUACCUGUAUUCAUAUGCUGCAUUUAAUGAGCUCACUGCCUUUCUUGUUUUCACACAACUGAUGCUCGACUACCAUAUUGGAGCUGCCAGCAUUGCACGGAGCUUAGCAAGCUAUGUAGUGACAAUAUUGCAGCUAUUUCCCUUCUUCAGGGAAAACAUUCCAAGCUGGAUAGGACAAGGUGGCCUAGAGCUCUUUGGAGGAGUUGUAUCCAUCAACAUUUUAGCUCCUAUUCUCCUGGCAUUGUUAACAAUAAUCCUAUGCUGGGGUGUUGGGGAAUCGUCCAUGGUCAACUCGAUUAUGACUGCAACAAAGGUGGUGAUUGUCCUUAUUGUCAUUAUCGCUGGUGCUUUUGAAGUUGAUGUGUCAAAUUGGUCUCCUUUUGCCCCAAACGGUUUUAAAGCGAUUGUUACUGGGGCAACUGUAGUAUUUUUUGCCUAUGUUGGAUUUGAUGCGGUGGCUAAUUCGGCUGAAGAAUCUAAAAGACCACAGAGGGAUUUACCUAUAGGAAUCCUGGGGAGCCUUCUUGUUUGCGUGAUUCUAUAUAUUGGUGUAUGCUUGGUGCUUACCGGAAUGGUGCCAUAUACGUUACUUGGUGAAGAUGCUCCUUUGGCUGAAGCUUUUAUUGCAAAGGGGAUGAAAUAUGUUUCUAUUUUGAUCAGCGUAGGUGCUGUCGCAGGCCUUACUACAACUCUACUGGUUGGCCUGUAUGUUCAGUCACGGUUAUAUCUUGGUCUUGGAAGGGAUGGUUUACUACCUUCGGUAUUUGCAAAAGUACACUACACACGUCACACUCCUAUCCACUCUCAGAUUUGGGUUGGUUUAGUCGCUGGUGUUAUGGCAGGACUGCUCAAUGUGCAUGUACUCUCACACAUUCUUUCAGUUGGCUCACUGACUGGCUAUUCUGUUGUUUCAGCCUGCGUUGUAACCCUUCGCUGGAAGGAUAAGGCAGCAAGUCAAGUCUCCGGUAGGUGGAUUUCAACAUGGCGCGAAGGUGUCAUCUGCCUUGUUGGAAUUGCCUGUUGUGGAUUUGGUGCUGGACUGUGCUAUCGUUUCAAUGCUUCAUUUAUCUUUUCACUGGUAGCUUUGUUGAUAGCAGUCCUCGCCACUGCUGCUCUUCAUUAUCGCCAAGUCUAUGCAGAUCCACCUGGCUUUUCUUGUCCUGGAGUUCCCCUUUUACCGGCUAUCUCCAUAUUUGUCAACAUUUUCUUGUUUGCACAGUUGCAUGAAGAAGCAUGGAUGAGAUUUGUUGCCCUCAGCGUCAUCUCAAUUGGAGUUUAUGCUUUUUAUGGGCAGUAUCAUGCCGAUCCAGAGAAUCAACAUCAGACUAUAAUCUAUCACAGGACGCCAACGGAAGAAAUCCAAUAGUGUCGGCCAUGAAUAAUAGGGCUGCAUCAGCCCAGUGCAGACCGAGAUACAUGGGAAAUAUGAGGCAAUACGACUGCGUGUGGGUGGUGAAUGAUUUGAUACGCAGGAUCCCAUUUGCAAACCAUACGAUUUUUCAAGUUAUGUAUGUAUCACUAGUACUGUUUGGGCUGGUUAUAGCCCCAUCAAGUUAUGUUGUACUCUCAAUUGUAAAAGAUCCUAUUCCUGUGAUACAUUUGCAAAGGCGGGCUAACUUGUUGCUGAAAUUUGAAUUUUAUUUGGCAAAACAACCCAAAAGUUCAAUCCAGUUACAAGGUGAA